Drosophila novamexicana is the source of this 1665-nucleotide messenger RNA. RefSeq lists its product as uncharacterized. The record is from RefSeq and is a predicted model, not a curated record. The transcript has 3 exons. Bases 1 to 1665 code for a protein of 554 amino acids. Lineage: Eukaryota; Metazoa; Arthropoda; Insecta; Diptera; Drosophilidae.
AUGAUAGGAUACUCUGAUAUGUCAACGAAGCCGCAGCGCAAAUGUACGCCCGGCCUGUGGACUCUGCUGCUGGCCAUGCUGCUCUUUGCGCUGACCCUGACGGGCGUGGCCCUGCUGGAGGCGGGUCGGGCUCAGUCACCGGCGGAUCAUCGCCUGGCUGAUGUCUUCAUUGUGCGGCGUCUGUGGUCGCAUUUUGGAGCGGCCACAAACGAAUCGGACGGCGCAGUUCCCGCCACUGUGGAGCGCAUAGCCAGGGAUGCGGCAAAUGCCAGCCGAGUGGCAGCAACUGGACGCAGCAACAACUACUACGAGGAGCAGCAGGCGGUGGUUGUGAAUGCCGAAAGCGCGCAACCGCCCAUGGCCGAGCGACGGGAUUCGUUUGGCCCGCCGCAGGGUAGAUCGUACGAGGAUGAGACUUACCCUGAAUAUUCUGCAUUUGACUUUGGCAGCGAGCAGUCGUCGGCGGAGGAGCCCUACUUGGGCAGCGACAGCUCAGCUGCCUCCGAGGAGCAGUCGCCGGCAGGCGAGGGCAGGGCGGCGCAGGCACGUCCCCACGACUCCUACUACGGGCAAUGGCAAUACGCCACACAGACAGCAGCACCCGUCGGCAGCGACAAUCGCAAGCUGCAGCCAGUGGGCAAUCGAGCUCCAUAUCCCGCCUACGAUGAGGUGUACGACUAUCCCAUGGGAUUUCAGCCGCGUCCCCAGGAUCCGGCCGUCUCCAAGCAGGUGGCACCAGCGCCAGCCAAUGCUGUGUCCUAUGCGCCACCAGUGCCCACGGAAUCUACGCUGGUCACAUUUUUAAAAGCCCUUAAACAGUUGUGGGAUCUCUAUCAGGCAUUGACGAGCGCCUGGGGUACUGUUUCCGAGCGUCAUAAGCAGAGCACCGAGCAGCUAAGGAAGGAGCGUCUGCAGAAGCAACGUCUGCGCCAGCAACAGCAGCAGAUAAAGUCCAGAAUUAACUCUAAGAAACCGCCACGCAUCGACGGCGAUAAAUUUGCCAAGCUUAAUCAGACCAAAAAGGCCAAGAUAACGACUACAACAACGUUAAGAACCACCAGCAGCAGCAGCAGUACCAGUAGCUCUACCGGCAGCAGCAACGACUCCGAUGAAUCCGAGGAGACGACAGCAGCACCCGAGCGUGCCAAGGCAGCUGCUGUCCCGGAGAGCUCGGUGCGCGGUCAGCGACAUAAGCGUGAGCCGGAGCCGGAGCCAGCGAGUACAGAUGUGGGCGAGGGGCGCUACAUUAAGGGUGAUCCGCUCAAGGGUUACUAUGAUUUCGUCAUCACCGAGGGUUCCUACAAGUUCUGGGCUGUCUUUCAGGUUGGUACCGCGCUUCUGAUCAUCUACUCGACAUUCGCUGCCAUUUACUACUCCAAAGUAAAUCCCUUGACCAGCGAUUACGAUUAUCAGGAUUAUUUGGGCGCCGGACGCUCCAUGUCGGGCGGCGACGAUGAUUUUGUGGAUGACAGCGAGCCAAGUGCAGCAACUGCUCCCACAUCGCGAUUUAUGGACUGGCUGCCGCGUACAGCGCAUUCCCUGAAAUUCAUACUCGAUGCCAUUGAUAAAAUGCCAUUAGAUAAUGACCAUAAAUCGGAAAUAGGCUGGUCCACGGGGAACAGUGAGACAGCGGCGUCAGAUGAUGCAACAGGGGAAAGCAGAUAG